Pistacia vera is the source of this 857-nucleotide messenger RNA. RefSeq lists its product as uncharacterized. The record is from RefSeq and is a predicted model, not a curated record. The transcript is spliced from 5 exons. Bases 96 to 824 code for a protein of 242 amino acids. NCBI's taxonomy places the organism in Eukaryota, Viridiplantae, Streptophyta, Magnoliopsida, Sapindales, Anacardiaceae.
CGCCCUAAAAACAUUUCCCUUCUGAGCUGGACCAGUUGGCUAUUUAUAAUCAAAACCUGAAUUUAGAGUUGGUUAACGCCGUUCACAAGAAAGUCAUGGUGAGUCCGAUAGGGCGAAUUGAAGACUAUGAUAUGGGUCCGCCAUGGUUGAAGCCAAUGAUGAGAGCAAACUACUUCAUUCCCUGUGCUGUUCAUGGAGACUCCAAUAAAAGCGAAUGUAACAUGUUCUGUUUGGAUUGUAUGGGAAAUGCUCUCUGUUCUUACUGUUUGAUUAACCACAAAGAUCACCGUCUUGUUCAGAUAAGGCGAUCCUCCUACCACAACGUGGUGAGGGUUAAUGAGAUACAGAAGUACAUAGACAUUUCUUGCGUACAGACUUACAUUAUUAACAGCGCCAAGAUUGUGUUCUUGAAUGAGCGCCCUCAACCUAGGCCUGGAAAAGGGGUCACCAAUACUUGUGAAAUUUGUUGCAGAAGCCUCCUUGAUUCCUUUAGAUUCUGUUCUCUUGGCUGUAAGCUUGGAGGCAUUGAGAGGGGUGAUCCGGACCUCACAUUUAUGCUGAGAGCCAAGCACAAUAAGGAUGGGUUCCAUGGGUCGGAAUCAGAUGAAUCGUCAACUCCAAAGAAGAUUCGAAGAUCGCCUAUGUUCAACCGUUUGAUGGAAGGACUAACAAUCUAUUCAGAGAGUCAGCAAAAUGAAGGUGGGGAAAGGUCUUGUAGCUCUGGAGAUGAGGCCACCACCAAACUCUCGCCAACUACUCCUCCCAUUUACAAUCAUAGCAAUGCCAGGAGAAGAAAGGGUAUUCCUCAUCGCGCUCCAUUCUAAGUUCGCAAUAUAACCCAAAAAAAAAAAAAAAAA